Molecule: messenger RNA, 1325 nt
Organism: Erythranthe guttata (spotted monkey flower)
Lineage: Eukaryota; Viridiplantae; Streptophyta; Magnoliopsida; Lamiales; Phrymaceae
Product: zinc finger CCCH domain-containing protein 2
Molecular function (GO): metal ion binding
Source: RefSeq, a predicted model, not a curated record
AAUAAAUUAAAUUACCUAGAAAAAAGAAAAGAAAAACAUGAUGGGCAGUGUUUGUGCUGAGCAGCAGCAACACAAGUUCCACCAUUCCCACCAACUCUUCAAUAACCUCACCAAGAAAUCCCUCCGCGAUAUCGACAUCCCUCCACGUAAGCUCCUCGGCCGCCGCUCCGCCGCCGCCGCCGCCGCCGGAGACGUUUACUCCGACUCCCCCAGGGCGGAGGAUGCCGUUUUCUCCAAGUUCUUGCCGUACAACAACGCGGACGCUGACGAGGACGACGACCCCUACUCCUCCGACCAGUUCCGGAUCUACGAGUUCAAGGUCCGGAAAUGUAAUCGGAGCAGGAGCCACGACUGGACGGACUGCCCUUUCGCCCACCCCGGCGAGAAGGCUCGCCGGAGAGAUCCCAGACGGUACCGUUAUUCUGGUACCGUCUGUUCUGAGUUUCGGAAGGGACACUGCGGCAAAGGGGACAACUGCGAGUUUUCGCAUGGGGUUUUCGAGUGCUGGCUACACCCUUCUCGCUACCGCACUGAGGCGUGCAAGGAUGGGAAGAAUUGUAAACGCAAGGUAUGUUUUUUUGCCCAUUCGACUCGGCAGCUUCGAAUUGUUCCGGAUACUUCCUCUCCUUCUUCGCCGCCGUCUGCGGCGGCGGCGAUGGAUCAUUCUCCGGCGGCCAUGGCGGCGGAGAAGAAUAUGUAUCGUAAUCAGAACUGCUGUGUCUUUUGCCAUUCUGUGACGACGACUGCGUCCCCGACUUCGACUCUGAUGAUGGGCAUGUCCCACCACCUCUCUCCUCCGGCGUCUCCUCCGAUUUCGCCGGCGUACUCGCCGGAGUUUUCGCCGUAUGGGUUUCCGCCGGAGUUUGGUGGUGGUGGUGGGGGGCUGAGCUACAAGGAUGCGAUACUGAACGAGCUGAUGGCUUCUGUGGAGGCGAUGAACAUGAAUGAAGCUGCUCAGGCGGCGGCGAAGAGGAAUCUGCCGUGGCUGGAUGUGAACUUCAGCGCGGAGGAGCACCAGCCGCAGUUUGUGCUGUCUCCUUCAACCCCGACAACACUAGGUGGGCGUGGACAUAGCAAAUUCAUGUCUGGAGAUAGCAAAUUCGUGUCUGGAGAUAGCAAAUUCUACCGUGGAGAUUUUUCUGGAAGGAAUUUAAUGGAGGAUAACAGGUACAACAACAACAAUGAAGGGAAUAUGGUUGGGCCGGAUCUUGGAUGGGUUAAUGAUUUACUCACCUAAAUUAAUUAAUUAAUUAAUAAUCAAGAAAAGAGAAUAUUUUGGACCGUAAGAUCUGGGCCGUUGAUUUUUAUAUAUAUUUGACUUUUGA